Molecule: messenger RNA, 1440 nt
Organism: Physella acuta
Lineage: Eukaryota; Metazoa; Mollusca; Gastropoda; Physidae
Product: ankyrin-1
Molecular function (GO): protein binding
Source: RefSeq, a predicted model, not a curated record
AUGGCAUCAAAGAAUGGCCAUUACAGAACUGUAGAAUGGUUAAUAAAAAAAUACAGGGGUUUAGAUUUGACUGACAGCAAUGGAAGAACAGCAUUGAUGUUAGCAGCAUUUAAUGACCAUUAUGACAUCUGUGAUUUUUUGUUUAAAAAUGGAGCUUCAAUAAAUCUGAAAGAUAUUGAAGGAAACACGGCAAUAAUGAUUGCAUCUGAGAAAGGAAAUGUAAAAACAUUUAACUUGCUUUUGAAGCGCAAUGCUAUAACUGACACAUUCAAUAAUGCAAAAAAAAAUAUACUUAUGCUUGCAGCUGAUAAUAAUAAUAUUAAAAUUGUUAAAAUUAUUUUAAAGAAAUUCCAUCUAAAGACGCAAAAUGAUGCAAGUGUUUAUAUAACAUUAUUAAAAGCUUGUGAAAAAGGUUAUGUUGAUGUAGUGGAAUUAUUAUUCAAGUAUAAUUCGUGUGUGUUUGGAUUUCCUUUGGAUAUAGAAAGCUAUACCCCUCUCAUGAAGGCUUCAAAAAAUGGACAUUUGACGAUAAUUCUAACUUUACUUAAACAUGGUGAGGAGAUUGACUUUAUAAAAUCAAAAAAUACUGCUUUAAUAGUUGCUUGCAAAAACUCGCAGUUAAAAGCAGUGGAGCUACUUCUAGACCACAAUGCAGACGUAAACCUGGCUGGUACUAAUGGGAAAACUCCUCUGAUGUCUGCGGCUGAAGCUGGAUGCCUGCCGAUACUCAGACUUCUUCUAGCUAACGGCGCUGAUAGCAACCUGACAGACGAGAAUGGAUGGACUGCCAUGAUGUUUGCUUGUAAGAUAAAUAAUGAUGAGAUUGUAUUAUUAUUACAUAAAUAUAAGGCUAACGAAAACCAUGUCGACAAAAAGGGUAAUACUCCACUUAUUAUAGCUAGCUUCAAUGGAAGUGAGAAAGUCGUUGAAACAUUAAUUAGGCUUAAUGUUGACGUUAAUGCAGAAUCCAAGGAAGGUGUAACGGCUCUUAGAUCAGCCGCUAAACGUGGAUGUAUCCCCGCCGUUAAAGCUCUUUUACAACACAACGCCGACGUAAACGCAUCCGACUUUAAUGGCCGCACUGCUCUACACUUUGCUGCGGCUGAAGGUAGUUUGAAGAUAGUUCAAAUGUUGAUUCAAGCAAACGCUAACAUAUACCAAAAAACACUCGACGGACAAACCUCCAUAAGGAUGGCGAUAAAGAAAAAGAAAUUUGAUGUUGUCGAAUUUCUCCUUCAAAUAAAAAAUGACCUAACUAACAACAUAGGAGGAACAUCUUAUUCUAAUUCAGGGAAAACGAAGUCUUCUUGGAGUGUCGGUAACAACCCCUUCCCUAUACAAAGUACGCCAUUAGUCGAAAGGUACAACUUUAAAACUCAAGACACAAGAAACAGUACAGAAUCCAUUGAAGGUAAAGGAAAAUAUUUAACCGUAAACUAA